AAAUACAAACACCAACUGACAACAAAAGAAAGCCUAAAAAAUACGUUGUACGCGUCCAAAAGCACCAGUUCUACUGUUCCGUAAAUAUUGCUUUAUUGCUCAUCUCCACAACUACCAAGCUAAAUCACAAUCGUUGCACCGAGAAUGGCAAAAGCCCCGGCGAAAGAAGAGUACGAGCUGCAGCACUUUAACUUCUCUUUGGAGGAAUUAGUGGCUCAAAAUGCCGAAAUGGUACAGUCCUUGCAGAGCAAACUACUGUCCCGCUUUACCGAAAAGCUGAUCGAGAAGCGUCAAAUCCCGCCGGAACCGGCAGAACGAUUGCGGGCCAGCUGCAACAAAACGGCGCUCGCCAUGUACAGCGACUGCCAGCCCGCACUGGACCGAUUGAACGCCCUGUUCCGACAAACCUUCGCCAUCCCGGACAACGUGCUGCUGCCGACGGAUGUUCUACAGUCGCGCGGCUACACCGAGGAGCUGGUCGGUUCGCUCGAGCAGGAGGUACGGUCGGCCAAGGAUGCCGUAAUGCAGGGGGCGGUGUUUAUCGCCUCGCUCGACGCGGAAAUGGAGCUGCAUCGGGCGCUGGAACCGUGCUACCAGGCGGAAGAGGACGUGGUCGAGCUGCUGAAGGAGCUGCAGGAGGAAGAGAUCGACCCGCAGGAUGUGUUCGAUAUGGUGAAACGGAUGGAAAUCGCCGGCAUCGUGGAGGGUGCGGACAGCCAAGUGGAUAGUUUGGAGUUUUAAUAGAUUUGCAGAGAGAGAGAGAAAGAGCGCAGUUUAGUGUCAACUUGUUUUUUUAUUACAAAAAUAACAGAAACGGAUGCUGCAUUGUGAUUGUGAUUGGCGUUCCCUUAGCAACCCUGCCCAGCAAGUGCAUGUUUUUGUGUGAGUCUUUUUCAUAUGAUUUCGUCCACUGCUCUGUAUGUAAAGCUUCGAGAGACAGAGAGACAGAGACUGAGGUCACAAUGUACGAUUUUCAAAACGAAGAAGAAAAAAAAAGGAGCG
Molecule: messenger RNA, 1002 nt
Organism: Anopheles arabiensis
Lineage: Eukaryota; Metazoa; Arthropoda; Insecta; Diptera; Culicidae
Exons: 2
Coding region: 145-741 (198 amino acids)
Source: RefSeq, a predicted model, not a curated record